This is a messenger RNA of Caenorhabditis briggsae, 963 nucleotides long. The transcript has 4 exons. Lineage: Eukaryota; Metazoa; Nematoda; Chromadorea; Rhabditida; Rhabditidae. The record is from RefSeq and is a predicted model, not a curated record. Bases 1 to 963 code for a protein of 320 amino acids.
AUGUCUCCCGUUUCCUUAUUUUCCCGUUUUCUCAUGUUUCAAUUGCCUGGAUUUCUUCUCCCGACCCCUACGCAAACCGUUGAAGAUUCGGAAAAUGAAAGUGAUCACUAUUUCCCUAUUUUUGAGGGACCAGUAACAAAAAUGAUCAAAGUAUUCGGAAGAGUUCAUUCAGCACGUAAUACAUAUUACCAACCAAAAGAGGAUGAGACUUGCGAACAACAUUGUUUUGAAACGGAUCACUGUAUUUUGACAAGGAAUGCCUCUAAUUUGGAAGUGGGAUGCCUAGAACUUAAUCAUUUGGAUCGGAACAUCAAAUUUAUAAUUGACAGAGGAACUUCUGGAAGCAAAAUUUCGUUCAAGGUAAACCAUUUUUUAAAUGUAAUCAUCUCUGAGACGUCACUCUCCCCGACAAUAAUUGUCCCGCUCAAUGAAAUCAAUUAUACGCUAAAUCUUUCAUCCGGUGAAGUUCUAAACUGGAAGCAAACCGAAUCCGGAUGGGAAUGGAAGCAGUGUAGACAGGGAUGGAAGAAAUUUGAAAGAAGUGAUGGGACUACUGUAUGUUUGCAAACUUUCCGAGUUGAUGAAGGAAUCACUCGCGGUGCCUCAAAAACUAAAUGCGAAGAAAUUGGAGCCAAAUUAACUGGAGUGGCUUCAGUGGAAGAGUCAAAAUGGAUUUAUGGAAAACUAUUGGAGUCGGGGAGUGUAACAGAUUGGUAUUCUUUUUGGAUUGAUGGACAACGACAGUGCGAUUCAUUGGGAAAUUGCAAAUUCGAUUGGUCUGAUGGCUACACCAAGAGUCUCGAUGCUUUGAACACCUCCACCAAUUUUCAUGAAUCAAAAGGCGGAGAAGAUUGUCUUGCUGUUUCCUAUAUGACAGCAGCGCCUUCGAAAACUAUAAACGACUGUUCUUGUAUUGAUCAUAAAAAUCCCGCAGGAUACGUUUGUGGUUACCAGUUGAUAUGA